AUGGGUUGCAUGUUCAAAACAAAUAUGUUUAUAUCAAAAUUAGAAGAUUUACCAGAUGAAAUCUUAAUUGAAAUUUGUCUCUAUUUAAAUUCAAUAGAUGUUCUCAAUGGAUUCGAACAAUUAAACAGUCGUUUCGAACAAACUAUAAGACAAUUUCGAUGUGAUAUUAAUUUUCAACAUUUAACAUUAAAUCAAUUUCAACAAUUUUAUCACCGUUUACUACCUUAUAAUGUUGAAUACAUUGUUAAACUUACUAUCAAUACAUGGUAUUCACCAGGAAAAAUCGCUCUCUUUAAUGAAUAUAUUCUUCAAUAUAAAUCACUUCAUGAUCUUUUACCUUGUCUUAAACAAAUAUGGUUGGUUAAUUUUAGUAAUAGAGAUAUUGAUAUUAUACCAAAAAUACUUUCAAUUGAAAAAGUUAUGAUUGAUAUUGAUGCUCAAAUAUCUUUAUCACAUUCAACAAAAAUUCUUCUUGAUCAAUAUUUAUUUUGUACACCAAAUAAAAUUAAAGAAUUGAGACUCUACGAUUCUGAAGAAGGUAUGAAAUUACAACAUAAUAUAAAUAUAAUGACAUGUGAAUAUCUUGAAAAAUUAAUUAUAAGUGUAGCAACAUCCGAUGAUUUAAUAUUAAUAUUUCGACGUGCACCUUAUCUUAUUAAAUUACAUGUUGAAAUAAGCGUAUUUUCAAUGGAUGCACCAAAACAAUAUGCAACAACUGAUAUAAUGCCAAAAUAUAUAAAAGAUUUUCAUUUAUGGGUUAAAGAUAAACGUUUACUAAUUUUCGAUGAUUUAUAUAAUAUAUUAAUACAUAUGCCAACAAUUGAACAUCUUUCAUUAGAAAUAGAAACAGAUGAUAUACAAUAUAGUCAAGGUCAUCGUUGGAAAGAAUUAUUUUCUAAUUUAACAAAAUUAUCUCGAUUAGAUUUAGGUCUUAAAAUCUGGAUUGGAUUUAAUAAAGUACCUAUCGAUGUAACACCAUAUUUAAAAACAUUUGCUGAGAAUGGUUUAGAAGUUUGUUGUUAUGCUGAUACUCGAGUACUAUUUAUUGAUGCGAUCCCGUAUGAAUUCGAUAGUCCAACAGGUGUUAUGACUUCACCAUACGCAAGUCAAGCUAAAUCAACAAAUAUAAAUCUAUUUAAACAACGAGCACGACGAGUUAAUACAUUAUGUUUUGAUGGUCGUCAUGAAUUAACAUCCGUUAAUGAUUGGUUAAAUGUUAUUAGUCGUUUUCCUAAUAUUCAAGUACUCGAUAUUGUUUCUAUUAAUAUACAUGAUUCAAUAGAUAAUAUAAAACAAUUACGAUUACCUAAUUUAACUAUUUUACGUUAUAUACGUUCAACAAAAUGUCAAGUCAAUAUUCCUUUUUUAAUGUAUCUUGCUGCUAAUCAUAUUGUUGCACCUCGUUUACAUUCUUUAACCAUGAUGUAUGGUGAUCUUAUUUAUCUAUGUAAACAUUUACCAAGAAAUAUUUCUUUUGAACGAUUUACCGAACUUCGUAUAUAUGGUAACGGAGCUGAUGGUAUUAUUCAUUGGAAAGAUAUUGAUUUAAUAUUAAAAAUAUUUCCAAAUCUUGAACAUUUUUGGAUUCAUGUUCAAUCAAGUCGAACACUUAAUAAAAAUAUUGGAUUAAUCAUAGAAAAAGUUUUAUAUUCAUUAUCAAAUUUAAUUAGUUUACGAUUUUCAUGUAAAAGAGAUUCAUUAAAAUUAUCAUUAUUAAAUGACUAUAAUGCAUGUUUAACAUGGAUUCAACAUAUUUGUAAAUUAGAUAAUCCAGAACAAAUCUAUCUUACGAUUGGAAAAAAAGAAAUAUCAAUUUGGAAAUAA
This is a messenger RNA of Adineta steineri, 1824 nucleotides long. The record is from the annotation of a GenBank genome assembly. Lineage: Eukaryota; Metazoa; Rotifera; Eurotatoria; Adinetida; Adinetidae.